UUUUAUUUUUUAUUUUUUAAUUUUUUAAGUUUUAAUUUUUUAAUUUUUAUUCCUCUGCUACUGCUUGUUUCGAGACCUGCAAGCAAGGACAAAAUCAGCUAACAACUCGCUUGAAUGUCAAGGAACCUCUUUCUAUACUCUCUCUCUCAAAUUCGAUUCUCUUUGUCCUGCUACUCUCUCUUACUAUAUAUAUAUGUAUACACACACACGUAGAGUGUUUAUAUAGAUACUAAAAGGUGAAGUAGAGAGAAGGAAGCUAAGCUAAGAAUAAUCGAACUUGUGGGGUUUUCCGAAGCCAUGGAAGAAGAUUGCUUUGCCACGCAACUCAUCUACGGCGAUGGCGAAUUCAACGGUGAUGGGCUCGAAUCUUUCAUCAAAAAAGUGAACUUGACGGACUGCGGACUCUCCUAUGCCGUCGUUGCUGUCAUGGGUCCUCAAAGCAGCGGUAAAAGCACUUUGUUGAAUCAUCUUUUCAAAACAAAUUUCAGGGAGAUGGAUGCGUACAGUGGAAGGAGUCAAACAACUAAGGGUGUUUGGAUUGCCAAGUGUAUUGGCAUUGAACCUUGCACCAUUGCCAUGGAUUUGGAGGGCACUGAUGGCCGGGAAAGAGGAGAGGAGGACACCACGUUCGAGAAACAAAGUGCCCUGUUUGCCUUGGCAAUCUCAGACAUCGUUCUGAUCAACAUGUGGUGCCAUGAUAUUGGCAGGGAGCAUGCUGCAAAUAAACCUCUACUGAAAACAGUUUUUCAGGUCAUGAUGCGUUUGUUCAGCCCCCGCAAAACGACUCUGUUGUUUGUUAUACGCGACAAAACAAAGACUCCAUUUGAAUUACUUGAGCCCAUAUUAAGGGAAGAUAUCCAAAAGAUAUGGGAUGCAGUUCCUAAGCCCCAUGGCCAUGAAAAUACCCACCUAAGUGAAUUUUUUAAUGUUGAUGUUGUAGCUUUGUCCAGUUAUGAAGAGAAGGAGGAGAAGUUUAAGGAGGAGGUUGCUCAGCUUAGACAACGAUUUAUGCAUUCUAUUUCUCCUGGAGGGCUUGCUGGUGAUAGGCGGGGUGUUGUCCCUGCCUCAGGAUUUUCUUUCAGUGCACAGCAGAUAUGGAAAGUUAUUAAAGAAAAUAAAGACCUGGAUCUUCCUGCUCACAAGGUUAUGGUUGCUACUGUUCGUUGUGAAGAGAUUGCUGGGGAAAAAUUCAACCAGUUGACCCUUGAUAAGGGUUGGUUGGCGUUGGAGAAAGCUGUAGAAAGGGGUCCUAUACCAGGUUUUGGGAAGAAGCUGAGCUCAAUCUUAGAAAGAUACCUUUCUGAAUAUGACAGUGAAACAAUCUACUUCGAUGAAGGCGUGAGAAAUGUGAAACGACAGCAAUUAGAGUCAGCAGCAUUAGAUUUUCUGUACCCUGCAUACGCUGCCAUGUUGGGGCAUCUACACUCUAAAGCACUUGAAAAUUUUAAAACUGGACUGGAGAAUUCGUUGAAAAAAGGAGAAGGAUUUGCUGCAUCGGUUCGAGCAUGUAAGGAGUAUUGCAUCCUUGAGUUUGACCAAGGAUGUGCAGAUGCUUUCGUACAACUGGCUGGUUGGGAUGCCUCAAAAAUUAAGGAAAAACUUCAACGUGAUAUUGAUGCACAUGCAUCAUCAGUUUGUAGUGCCCAGUUGUCAGAACUGAUUGUCAACUAUGAGAAGCAACUCUCUACUGCAUUGACUGAACCUAUAGAGUCCCUCCUUGAAUCUGGUGGAAGGAACACAUGGGCUUCAAUAAGAAAGCUUCUUAAACGUGAAACUGAAGCUGCAUUGUUGGAGUUCUCAUCUGCUGUGGCUGGUUUUGACUUGGAUGAAGCAAAAAUUACAGCAAUGGAGCAAAAGAUAAGGGACUAUGCAAGAAAUGUUGUGGAGAGAAAAGUAAGAGAAGAGGCUGGAAAAGUUUUAAUCCGCAUGAAGGAUAGGUUCUUAAUGGUCUUCAAUCAUGACACUGAUUCAAUACCUAGGGUUUGGACUGGGAAAGAAGACAUUAAAACUAUCACAAAGGAUGCUCGAUCAGCGUCUCUGAAGCUUUUAUCUGUCAUGGCUGCCAUUCGAUUGGAUGAGAAACCAGAUAAAAUUGAAAAAAUACUUUUUUCUUCUCUGAUGGAUGAAACCGUUGCUCUUCCAUCUUCCGAAAAUAGGAGUGUAGCAACUUCUUCAGAUCCUCUUGCUUCAAGCACCUGGGAGGAGGUUCCUCCAAAGGAUACACUAAUCACUCCUGUACAGUGCAAGUCUUUGUGGAAGCAAUUUAAAGCAGAGACUGAAUAUAUUGUCGCUCAAGCUAUUUCAUUGCAGGAGGCUCAUAGACAGAACAACAACUGGUUGCCACCUACGUGGGCUAUUGUGGCGAUGAUCAUUCUUGGUUUUAAUGAGUUAAUGCUUCUUUUGAGGAAUCCUCUCUACCUUAUUGUUUUAUUCGUUGUGUAUUUACUUUCGAGAGCUAUAUGGGUACAGUUAAAUGUUGAUGGAGACUUCCGUCAUGGCACUUUGGCUGCAUUACUAUCGGUUUCAUCGAGGUUUCUUCCAACUGUGAUGAACAUCCUAAGACGACUUGCUGAAGAAGCUGGAGUACCUCCAGCACCUCAGGCCCCACAACAAUCGCAAUCUGUUGUUUCCCAGAGUUUCAGAAAUCAAACUCCUCAGCUAAAUCCAAUGCCAAACUGGAUUUCGGAGUCAUCUGUGUCAUCUAAUAUUUCGUCGACUGAUGAGGGGGUUGAAUACUCGAGCCCUAACUUGAUUCACAGGCGAACAACAAACAUUCAGGAAGCAGGAAACUCUACAUGAAAGCCUUCACCUGUCACUCCACUGUGAAAUAGCUUCUUCUUUUUUUUUUAAUGAUUCGUAUGUUUAUUUUUGUAUUUUUAUGAAUGAAUAAUAGAGAAUAGGGGGCCUUUAAUCAAAGCACUAGUUCUAUCAAAAUAAUUUUGUAAUAAAGGAUCUUUUUCUAUUUCUAGUUGAAAGUAGGAUUGUUGUAGAUUUUUCUCAGAAGAAAUAUGUACGCUGUUCAAAUUAUCAGAUUCUAUAUAAAUAAUAAAUUUUCAUUGUCUUCUUCA
This is a messenger RNA of Ziziphus jujuba (common jujube), 3068 nucleotides long. RefSeq names its product protein ROOT HAIR DEFECTIVE 3 homolog 2-like. The record is from RefSeq and is a predicted model, not a curated record. NCBI's taxonomy places the organism in Eukaryota, Viridiplantae, Streptophyta, Magnoliopsida, Rosales, Rhamnaceae. Gene Ontology annotation, molecular function: GTP binding; GTPase activity. Gene Ontology annotation, cellular component: endoplasmic reticulum. The transcript has 22 exons. The coding region runs from base 298 to 2799 and encodes 833 amino acids. Gene Ontology annotation, biological process: endoplasmic reticulum membrane fusion.